AAUUCAGAAUGUCAGAAAACGUGUGAAGGUGGGAGAAUUUUAAUUUUCCUUGAAUUUCCAAUUUUCAUUUUUUGUUUGAAUUUGUGCUGUGAAUAAUUUUCUAAAAAAUCGUAAAGACCUCCUGAUAUGAUGCAUUCUGCUAAAUCAGUGCGAAUCACACAAUUAAUAUCUAAAUUAUCUAGACAUCAUAUGAACAGAAAUGUAAAAAAUUCAUGCAGUAAUGAUAUCCUAACCUUAACUUCUAGUGGAUCAAAAACCGUACCUACUAGUUUCAGAGGAUUGCUGUAUGCUAAUACUUCCCACAGAAUAUUACCAAAAAAAUUGAUCAAUUCAAGAUCUAUAUCUAGUGCUAGGUAUUAUGCAACUAAGAGUACUGAUGGUUCUGAUGAUGAUAUUCAUCCACCUACUGGAGAAGAAUCUUUCUCUCCUCAGCUGCCAGCUACUGUUGCAGUUCCUGAAGUUUGGCCACAUGUUCCUGUAAUUGCUAUUAAUAAAAACAUAGUUUUCCCAAGGUUCAUAAAGCUGAUAGAACUUACCAAUCCCCAACUUAUUGAACUUAUAAGGAGAAAAGUCAAACUAAAUCAACCCUAUUGUGGAAUAUUCCUUAAAAAACAAGAGGAUAAUGAGUCUGAAGUUGUGAAUAAUAUAAAUGAUGUGUAUAAUGUUGGGGUAUUUGCUCAAAUUCAUGAAAUGCAAGAUCUAGGAGACCGCUUGAGAUUGGUAGUGAUGGCACACAGGAGAAUACAAAUUACUGGACAAAUAUUGGAUACUAUUGAUGAUGGUCCCCAAGCAAUGAAACUAACAUUUCCAUUAUUCAAAACAACAUUGCACAUAUUUCCAGAGGAUUCAGAAAAUGAAAAACCUAGACGUAAAAUGAGAAAUAGUAGGAUAAAGAAAAAUGUGCCUGAAUCUCCCCCUUUGGAAGAAUCUAAGGAAAAACCUAAAACACAAUUGAAAGAAGGCCUUCUUAUGGCAGAAGUUGAAAAUCUCAUCCACAACAAAUUCAGGCAAACUGAAGAAGUGAAAGCUCUUACACAAGAAGUCAUCAAAACAAUAAGAGACAUUAUAAGUUUGAAUCCUUUGUACAGAGAUAGUUUGCAACAGAUGAUGCACCAAGGACAGAGAGUUGUAGAUAAUCCUGUGUAUUUAAGUGACUUAGGGGCUGCUUUGACUGCAGCUGAAAGUAAAGAACUUCAAGAAGUUUUAGAGGAAAUGGAUAUUCCAAAGAGACUUAUGCUGUCCUUGUCUUUACUGAAAAAAGAGUAUGAACUUUCCAAAUUGCAACAAAAAAUUGGAAGAGAAGUGGAGGAGAAAGUUAAACAACAUCAUAGGAAAUACAUUCUUCAAGAGCAAUUGAAGGUUAUCAAGAAGGAAUUGGGUUUAGAAAAGGAAGACAAAGAUGCCAUUGGUGACAAAUUCAGAGAAAGAAUCAAAGACAAAAUUCUGCCACAAGCUGUCUCAGCUGUAAUUGAUGAAGAGCUCAAUAAGUUGGGCUUCCUGGAAGGCCACAGCUCUGAAUUCAACGUCACGAGAAAUUAUCUCGACUGGUUGACGUCGCUUCCAUGGGGUGUGCAAAGCGAAGAGAACCUGAACUUGCAAAGGGCCGGUGAAAUUCUGGACCAGGACCAUUACGGCAUGGAGGACAUAAAACGUCGGAUUUUGGAGUUCAUCGCCGUCAGCCAGCUGAAGGGUAGCACGCAGGGCAAAAUAUUGUGUUUCCAUGGUCCGCCCGGAGUGGGAAAAACCAGUAUCGCACGAUCUAUCGCGAGGGCGCUGAACAGAGAGUAUUUCAGAUUCUCUGUAGGCGGUAUGACGGACGUGGCAGAGAUCAAAGGUCACCGGAGAACGUACGUGGGGGCGAUGCCCGGAAAAGUGAUUCAGUGUCUGAAAAAGACGAGGACGGAAAACCCGUUGAUACUCAUCGAUGAAGUGGACAAAAUAGGAAAGGGCUAUUCGGGCGAUCCGAGCUCCGCUCUCCUGGAACUGCUCGACCCAGAGCAGAACGCCAACUUCCUCGACCACUAUCUCGACGUGCCCGUCGACCUCUCCAAAGUACUCUUCAUCUGCACCGCGAACAUAGUGGAAACCAUACCGGAACCGUUGAGAGACCGCAUGGAGAUGAUCGACAUGUCGGGUUACGUGGCCGAAGAAAAACUGGCCAUCGCCAAGCAGUAUCUGCUGCCGCAGGCGAUGAAAGACAGCGGUCUGAAGGACGACACGAUCCAGGUCGAGGACGAGGCUCUGACUAGCCUCAUCAAGAGCUAUUGCAGGGAGAGUGGGGUUAGGAACUUGCAGAAACACAUCGAGAAGGUUGUGCGCAAAGUGGCUUAUAAAGUGGUCAAAGAUGAGACAUCCUUCGUGCAAGUGGAUGGAAAGAAUUUACAAGAAUUUGUUGGGAAACCAGUUUUCACUCACGACAGGAUGUAUCCGUUAACUCCACCUGGGGUGGUUAUGGGAUUAGCUUGGACUGCAAUGGGUGGGUCCACUCUGUACAUCGAGACUACCACUCGUCGGUUGCCCUCGGAAAAGGACACGGAAGGUUCUCUGGAACUUACAGGGCAUCUGGGGGAGGUGAUGAAAGAAUCUGCCAAAAUAGCACUGACGGUUGCAAGGAAUUUCUUGAACAAACAUGAUCCUUCAAACAACUUUUUAUUCACAAAUCAUUUACAUCUGCACGUUCCAGAAGGUGCCACCCCCAAAGAUGGACCUAGUGCGGGUUGUACGAUCGUGACCGCUUUAUUGUCCUUGGCGAAAAGUCAGUCGAUCAGGCAAGAUGUCGCGAUGACAGGAGAGAUCUCCCUGAUGGGGAAAGUCCUUCCGGUGGGAGGGAUCAAAGAGAAAACGAUAGCUGCAAAGCGAUCUGGAGUCAAAUGCAUAAUUCUACCUGAUGAAAACAAGAAAGACUUCGACGACUUACCGAAAUUCAUAACGGAAGGUUUGGAAGUUCACUUUGUAUCAAAUUUUGAGGAAAUUUAUAACAUUGUUUUCAAUACGACGGAGCCGAAGUUGAGCGUUUAAUUCAUGUUCCGAUGUAUGAAUCAUUAUAUUGUGUUGAAGAAGUUGAUAAGUGUGUUGUUAUUGUUGUAAACUUAAGACUUUUUCAUCAAGAUUCUCUUGUUCUUUUUUAUUUAUAUUUUUAAUAAAAUGAUAAAUUAUGAAAAAUAUUGAUAUAUCAUUUACAAUAAGAA
Phaedon cochleariae (mustard beetle) is the source of this 3188-nucleotide messenger RNA. The record is from the annotation of a GenBank genome assembly. NCBI's taxonomy places the organism in Eukaryota, Metazoa, Arthropoda, Insecta, Coleoptera, Chrysomelidae.